CUCCCUAUUUUCCUCUUCUUUCGUAAAUCCUUGAAGCGGACCCUAAACGACGCCGUCGCCCUGCACCCUGAACCGGAGAGGAACGCUUCUCUUUUCUUCCCUUGGUCCGGCAAUCCGGUGGUGGUUACUCUGCGUGCGGCGGCACCCCCUUCUCUCUCUCUCUCUCGACCGAAGCAGAUUCUCCUCUCUAUAAAUAUAUAAUCUCAGCGAUGGCUCUUCUUCAACUCUCUUGUGCUCCUUCACCUCCUUCUCUUCUUCCUUGGCCUCUCAAAAGCCCGUCACGCAGUUCCCUCUUAUUCACACUCCCUGCCCCUAUCCGUCUUUUCCGUUCUCGCUUAUCCUCUCGCCGUCCGUUUCUCGCUGCUGCGAAAGCUGCAGUCUCCGCUGUCGAUUCUCCGGAGACUGCCGGUGGAGUGGAUGGCCAUGGCGGGGACUCUUCGAAGAAGUUACUGCUUGAAGUUAAAGGUCUCACGGCUGUGAUUGCAGAGUCCAGAAAGCAGAUUCUCAACGGCGUAGACCUCGUCGUCUACGAAGGAGAGGUUCAUGCAAUCAUGGGGAAGAAUGGCUCUGGAAAGAGCACAUUUUCAAAGGUUCUUGUUGGCCAUCCAGAUUAUGAGGUUACAGGAGGUAGUGUCAUAUUUAAAGGGGAGAACUUGCUUAACAUGGAUCCUGAGGAAAGGUCUCUUGCUGGGCUUUUUAUGAGCUUCCAGUCCCCUGUUGAGAUCCCGGGUGUGAGUAAUGCUGACUUUCUAAAUAUGGCAUAUAAUGCUCGAAGAAGAAAACUUGGUCUGCCGGAACUUGGACCAAUUGAGUUCUUUGGUUACCUAGCUCCUAAGCUUGAGGUUGUGAAUAUGAAGACAGAUUUUUUGAAUAGAAAUGUUAAUGAAGGAUUUAGCGGUGGUGAAAAGAAGCGAAAUGAGAUAUUACAGCUUGCGGUUCUAGGGGCAGAGUUGGCAUUGUUAGAUGAAAUUGAUUCUGGGUUGGAUGUUGAUGCCCUUCAAGAUGUAGCAAAAGCAGUUAUUGGGCUAUUGACUCCAACAAAUUCUGUUCUAUUAAUUACUCAUUAUCUUCGACUUUUGGAAUUUAUAAAGCCCACAUAUAUUCAUAUCAUGGAGGAUGGAAGGAUUAUAAAGACAGGAGACAUAUCCAUAGCUAAAGCUCUUGAGAAGGAAGGUUAUAAAGCAAUUUCUACUGCAUAAUUAUGGGAUGGAAGGUUGUGUUCAUAGGAUCUUCGGGUGAGAUCAUAGCUUCUUCACAUUGUACCUUUCAGACGGUUUCGCACAAGGUGGGAGGAUCAAACCUUGCGAACUCCGUUCAUUUGCAACAUGGGAUGGAGUCAACAGCAAUUUUAUAAGCUCAUUAAGAUGGGGGGGCAAUCCUUGAUCCAAUGGUAAGCAUGUUACAGAAGGCCGCUGGUUCAAGUGAUGAAAACCACCUCUCCAAAUGUGCCAGUCAGGUUGUAUUCACCGUGCCCUCCUCAGACCCCUUGAUGUGGCAAGAGUGUCUUGUGCACCAAGGGUUGCAUCUAUUAUGAUAUGUAUGGAUGGACAUUUUUCCCUCUUUUUUCUAAUACCUUAAUUUGUUAAUAUCUUGCAUUUUAAUUCUAAUCUUGAUUAGUAAACUAAACAUUGCAUAAAUUAUUAUAUGUAUGGAUGGACAUUUUUCCCUGAGUAAUGAAUUCAGCCAUCCAUAGAGUGGUUAGUUUUA
Malania oleifera is the source of this 1707-nucleotide messenger RNA. RefSeq names its product ABC transporter I family member 6, chloroplastic. Lineage: Eukaryota; Viridiplantae; Streptophyta; Magnoliopsida; Santalales; Ximeniaceae. The record is from RefSeq and is a predicted model, not a curated record. Gene Ontology annotation, molecular function: ATP binding; ATP hydrolysis activity. The transcript has 7 exons. Bases 210 to 1199 code for a protein of 329 amino acids.